This is a messenger RNA of Coprinopsis cinerea okayama7#130, 1719 nucleotides long. Its product is annotated as AMP dependent CoA ligase. NCBI's taxonomy places the organism in Eukaryota, Fungi, Basidiomycota, Agaricomycetes, Agaricales, Psathyrellaceae. Bases 22 to 1719 code for a protein of 565 amino acids. The record is from RefSeq and is a predicted model, not a curated record. The transcript has 17 exons. Gene Ontology annotation, molecular function: CoA-ligase activity.
CUCUCCUCCCUUCCCCUUCAAAUGACAGAAUUCCGCAACCCAAUCCCAUUGCCACACAUCCCCGAUGACCUCACCAUACCCCAGUUCAUGCUUCGUGAGAUCACUGGUCGGCCACGACGACCCAGAAACGUCCCUUUCUUCAUCGAGGAUGCUACCGGUCGUGCCAUAGGAUACGAAGAGGCUCAUCACCGAACCUACUCGAUCGCCAAUGCUCUGAGUCUAAAGUGGAAGAUAGGUCGAGGGGACGUCGUAUGUGUGUUUAGUCCAAAUCAUAUCGACUAUGCUCCUGUUGUGUGGGCCGUCCACGUUCUUGGAGGAAUCGUCACUCCGUCCAACCCCAGUUACACAGUAGAGGAACUCAAGUAUCAGCUGGACGCCACAAAGGCGAAACUGAUUGUUGCGCAUCCUCUGUGUUUCAGUACUGCGUUAUCAGCGGCUGAUGCAACCCACCUCUCCGGGACUAACUCGAUCGUUCUGUUCGAUCCCUUGCCUGGUGAAUCACUUCCGACUUUGAAUGAACUCGUCGAAUUCGGCGCGAGGCGUCCAGAGAAUUACUGUGCUGUCCGUUUUAAACCCGGAGAAGCACGCUCUACAGUUGCCCUGCUGUCCUUUUCCAGUGGUACGACAGGUAAACCAAAGGCUGUCGCUAUCAGUCACUAUUCUGUCAUAGCAAAUGUGAUACAAAUGGCCACUCAUUACAACGUCAACGACCCCAACAAUCCGUCCAAAACUCUCAGCCCCGGUGAUGUAGCCAUCGCAGUUCUGCCUUUCUUCCAUAUCUACGGACUCGUAGUAACGAUGCACUUUUUAUUGUUUGCUUCGCUUACGCUUGUCGUCGUACCGAAGUUCAAUCUGGACGAUUACCUUCGAAGUAUUGUUCAACACAGUGUGACCCACCUGUUCGUCGUACCUCCGCAGGUGGUGCUUCUCUGCAAGCACCCAGAGGUCAGGAAGUACGACCUUAGCCGUGUUAAAUUCUGCUUUUCUGGAGCGGCGCCGUUGGGAGGCGAGCUGAUGCAACAGCUAACCAAGAUCUUGCCGAAUGCAGUCAUCGGACAAGGCUAUGGGCUGACGGAGACCUGCACCACCAUUUCUAUGGUGCCUCCCAAUGUCAAAUUGGGCCGCAUCGGAAGUGCCGGCCAGAUACUCCCCGGAAUUACAGCCAGGGUUGUGAAGGAGGAUGGAAGUCUGGCAAGUGAGGGUGAAGUGGGAGAGUUGGUCGUCACCGGCCCUUCAAUGUCUCUGGGCUACUUGAACAACCCGAAAGCUACUGCUGAAACGUAUGUGGAUGGAUGGGUUCGCACUGGAGAUGAAGUUGUCAUCAAAGACAAUGAGGUCUACGUUGAAAUUAUGAAAGUUCGUGGUUUCCAAGUGGCGCCUGCAGAACUGGAAGCACAUUUGUUGUUGCACCCCGACGUCGCUGAUGCUUGCGUCGUUCCUAAAGCUGAUGAGUAUAGUGGGGAGGUUCCGUUAGCUUACGUAGUCCUUUCAAGACCAGCGACCGAACGGAUAGGCAACAAUCCGCGGAAGGCGGAGGAUCUUAAGAAAGCCAUCGCAAAGCACGUCGCCGAUGUAAAGGUCCCAUAUAAGCGCCUUGCAGGAGGGGUUGAGUUUAUCGACGCCAUUCCUAAGAACCCUUCGGGAAAGAUUCUGCGCCGGAUUUUGAGAGAGAAGGCGAAGACUCUGCCUAGCAAGAGGGCCCUUUUAUCUAGACUCUAA